Molecule: messenger RNA, 8049 nt
Organism: Stomoxys calcitrans (stable fly)
Lineage: Eukaryota; Metazoa; Arthropoda; Insecta; Diptera; Muscidae
Gene: Btk29A
Product: tyrosine-protein kinase Btk29A
Exons: 12
Coding region: 1653-3281 (542 amino acids)
Biological process (GO): peptidyl-tyrosine autophosphorylation; intracellular signal transduction
Molecular function (GO): ATP binding; non-membrane spanning protein tyrosine kinase activity; protein binding
Source: RefSeq, a predicted model, not a curated record
AAGACAAGCGGUUUCGUGCGAAAAGUAGCCAGCAAAAAAAGGCAAAAAUAUAAAAAAUAAUGAUUUUAAUAUUGGUUGGCCAAUUAAAAAAAUACCAACAUUUAACAGAAAUUCACAGCAAAAUAAAAACUCGCUGUAAUAAUAUGCGUCGUAUAAGAGAAUGAGUUUGUGUUAACAACAAAGAUUCGUCUAAAGGAUAUAUGGAAGGCGUUGCUCUCAAGGACUUUGUUUAAAAAUUUAUAUAAAGUUGCAGUGACUUCAGCCACAGACAGCUGCGUCCAAUUCAACGACAAUUGAUCAACGAGCGUUUGGUUUCUUUUCUACCCCUCAGUGUCAGUUAGACAAUCAAACCUCGAGGUAUUCAGUCGAGCCAGCCGUUAGACAUCAAUACAGUGAAAUUUCAAAUCGAGACUCUGUGUCCGCUCAAGCGUGUUUAUUAACUGUAAUUUGUGACUACAGAAAAACAAAAACCAACAAAAAUCAUUAAAAAGCGAUAUAAAAUUUGAAACUUGUUUCAUAAAAAAAAAUAUAAAAAAAAAUCUACACAAAAUCCAAAUAUGUUUUUUUUGGAGAAACAAAUAGAGAAAUAAACGAAAUAGCAAAACUUUGUUUCACAUUUCUAAGUGUGUUCUAAAGCGUGCAAAUGAUAAAGGUCAUAUAACGUUUCAGACGAAAAUUGUAUUUCUGGUAUGGUGGAUUAAUCAUCGUCAGCUUUGCCGUCUUGGAGAAACUUUACUGAGAACAAACAAAAAAAAUAUACAUAGUGAACUAAAUAAAGCAAAAUAUCAAAAAAUAAAACGCAUACAGCGGCUUAUAAAACUCGGGUUAACGCAUUUUAAAUGGAAAACCAAACAAAUCUAAGCUGAACAACUUAACAACAAUAACAAUGCCAGACAGUUCAUUAAAAAAUAGUAUUUGCACAACAAUAUGAGGAAGCUGUAAUUGCUAGUUUUUUUUUCGAAACGAAAUCGAUUGGAAAACAACAACUAAGCACUCGUUUAACUAUUAACAUAGAAAACAAAACAUUCAUAAAAACUUGCUUAAGAAAUAAACAAUUAAUAAAACACGAGUUAAGCAAAAAAAAAAAAAAAACAAACAGAGAACAACUGGAAUGACGGAAAACCCGCCCCCAAAACCACCUCUACCAGCCAAAAGCCCUAUUAAACUAUAAUAAAUGACAAUUUAUCAUAUGAAACAAAUGCCAGCAAAUCAUAAACACACACACACAUGCAUUGAUUAUUUUCAAUAAUCAUUAAAUAACUAAAAAUAUUUCGACUUAACUGCAAACUACUAUGUUAUAAAAUAAAAUUAACAAAAAAAGUUGAAAAAAAACUGAACAACCUCAUCUUUCCAAAGAGGAGACUAUCAUCCAUCACCAGACAACACCACCUCCUUUGUUGCGGACAAGUGAAAGUUGAUUGAUUUUGCAAGUCGUUCGAUAGACAAUUUUCAUGGACUGCAGUCGCAACCAAUACAAUUUAUAGUUUUCUUCGUUGCGGGAAAACAAUCAAAAAUCAAAAAAAAAAAAAAAAAAAAAAACACAAACUUGAGCAUAUACCAACCAAAUCCCACUUGGCCAAGUGUGGCUCUUACAUUGUUUUGUAAUUUGAUUUUUUUUUCUCCCCAAAGUUGCUUAUAAUAACUCUGGAAAUAUGAUGCUAUUAUCUGCUUUGAAAUUGGGUACUGGUAGUUCGCCCGCCCAAAUAUCACAGCGCAGCAUUAGUCCAAAUAAUUCAACGUCAACGAGUCAAUUUAGUUUGCAUCACAAUAGUUCUGGCAGUAUAGGUAGCUCAACACCCACAUCACUACACCCACAGUCAUCGGUAUCCACAUUUAAACAGUCACCAAAUUUAUUAAACGGUAACGGUUCAUUAUUGGAUAACACAAUGCCAGGUGGUAUACCAACUCCAGGAACACCAAAUUCAAAAGCUAAGGACAAUUCACAUUUUGUAAAAGUUGUCGUAGCUUUGUAUCCCUUCAAGGCCAUCGAAGGUGGAGAUCUUUCGCUGGAAAAGAAUGCCGAAUAUGAAGUCAUCGAUGAUUCUCAAGAGCAUUGGUGGAAAGUCAAAGAUGCCAUGGGCAAUGUCGGCUAUAUUCCCAGCAAUUACGUCAAACCCAAAGCACUUUUGGGUUUGGAACGUUAUGAGUGGUAUGUUGGUGAUAUGUCUCGUCAACGUGCCGAAUCUUUAUUAAAACAAGGCGACAAAGAAGGCUGUUUUGUGGUGCGUAAAUCAUCAACAAAAGGUUUAUACACACUAUCGCUGCAUACCAAAGUUCCCCAAUCUCAUGUCAAGCACUACCACAUCAAACAGAACGCUCGUGGCGAGUACUAUUUAAGUGAGAAACACUGCUGCGAAACCAUUCCCGAUCUAAUCAAUUAUCAUCGACACAAUUCCGGCGGUUUGGCUUGCCGCCUUAAAUCCUCGCCAUGCGAUCGUCCAGUUCCACCAACAGCCGGCUUAUCACACGAUAAAUGGGAAAUUCAUCCCAUGGAAUUAAUGCUGAUGGAAGAACUUGGCUCCGGACAAUUCGGUGUGGUGCGUCGUGGAAAAUGGCGCGGCUCUAUUGAUACGGCAGUGAAAAUGAUGAAAGAGGGUACCAUGUCCGAAGAUGAUUUCAUUGAGGAGGCAAAAGUCAUGACCAAAUUGCAACAUCCAAAUUUGGUGCAAUUAUAUGGUGUAUGCUCGAAACAUCGUCCUAUUUACAUAGUCACUGAAUACAUGAAACAUGGAUCCUUGUUGAAUUAUCUCAGACGCCAUGAGACGACGUUGAUUGGUAACAUGGGUUUACUGCUCGACAUGUGUAUACAGGUUUCCAAAGGCAUGGCCUAUUUGGAACGCCACAAUUACAUUCAUCGCGAUUUGGCCGCUCGUAAUUGCUUGGUUGGCUCCGAGAAUGUGGUUAAGGUAGCUGAUUUUGGUUUAGCACGUUAUGUGUUGGACGAUCAGUACACAAGCUCUGGUGGUACCAAAUUUCCUAUUAAAUGGGCCCCACCAGAGGUUUUGAAUUAUACUCGUUUCUCCUCAAAGAGUGAUGUCUGGGCUUAUGGAGUCCUUAUGUGGGAAGUAUUCACUUGCGGCAAAAUGCCUUAUGGCCGUCUAAAGAAUACUGAAGUUGUUGAGCGUGUCCAACGUGGUAUUAUUUUAGAAAAACCAAAGUCCUGUGCUAAGGAAAUUUAUGAUGUUAUGAAAAAAUGUUGGUCUCACGGUCCCGAGGAGCGUCCUUCAUUCCGGGUUCUCAAAGAACAAUUAGCCCUUGUGGCACAAACACUUACCGACUAAACUUCAUGAUGCUCUCCAGCAGCCCACCCUCACUAUUUUCUCACAUAUAAAUAUACAUUAAUGCUUGAACUUUAUCUCUCACCUAAAAACUCAACACUUAAUAUAAGAGCUGGCAACAGAACUCUUAUAUAGAGAACUCAUUAUAAGAUUAUCUUAAAAAAAAAAAGAUAAAAGAGAAAAGAUAAAUUUAAAUCAUGACCAUAUUUAUCUCAUUACAUUACGAUUAUUGAUAGAUAACAAAUGAAGGAAAAAAAAAACACAACUUAUAUAUAUAAAAGAAUAUAUAUAUGAUAUUUAUAAAAUGCCAAUUUAAGAAAGAUAAGAAAAAGCACUGAUGAAAGUAAAAUUUAGUAAUAAUUCUUUAAAAACAAAACAACAACUAAUCCAAAAAUGAGAAAAUGGUUUAUAUAUGAUUUGAUGAAAACCUUUAUGGAAAAUAAAACUACUAUGUAUGUAAGUUAGCUGAAAACAUUAAAUAUAUAUAAAUACAUAUAUAUAUAGAUGAGCGCUAGGGUCAUCAUCAGCAUAUAGAGACAAAACUCCAAGAACAGAUCUAUAAACAAAGUUUAUUAUGUUAAGAAAACAAAAUAUAUAGUGAAUAUUAUUUUGCGAUAUUUGAAAAAAAAAAAGAAAACAAAAUUCUGUGUUGUGGAUAUAAGGAAAUUCUAUAAAAGAAAAAUAUUUCAAAUUCUACAGUCAGUUUAUACAUAUAUCGUACUUUAGAGAUUUAAACUUAACUUGAAAAAAGACCCUUAAAUAAAUACUACAAAAACAAACACUCGAAAGUUAAAAACAUAACAAAAGAAAACUUUAAAGAUCAAUCAGUAUGUAUAUUAUAUGAUUAAGUGUGAUGAAAAACUGAUAAAAUUAAUUUACUUUACCAUUACUAUUAUUAUUGAAUAUUUUUGUCCUAGUAAUUAGAGAGACUUUUUGAUAAAGAACAAAAACAAAAGAGAAAUACAUUCGUAAUUAGAUUUUUAUACAAAAUAGAACGCAACAGCUAAGUACGAAAGGAAAAAUGUAUAAAAAUUUAGUUUGUAAUAUUAAUUUGCCAAUGUUUUUUUUUAUACAAGCGAACUGCAAAUACAUGUGCUUUUAAUAAAAAUAAAAAAAUUAUAUAUACAUACAUAAAUUAUUGUAAUAGUAAUUAAAACAGAACAACAACAAAAAUUGAAACAAAAAAAAAAAAAACAUGCAACAUAAUGAAGAAAUAUAAUCACCCAGGUUAAAAAAGAAUUUUUUCGUAGGGCGCUCCUUUGAUUAUUGUUUUUCUUAUUUAGAUUUAGGUAUCGAAUCCUGGCGAGACCAUUAGCAAAAAUUUUCAACGGUGGUUUUCCCCUCCUAAUGCUGGCAACAUUUGUGAGGUACUUUGCCAUGUAAAAACUUCUCCCCAAAGAGGUGUCGCUCUGCGGCACGCCGUUCGGACUCGGCUAAGAAAAGGAGGUCCCCUAGCAUUGAGCUUAAAAUUGAAUCGGACAGCACUCACUGAUUUGUGAGAAGUUUGCUCUUGUUCCUUAGUGGAAUGUUCAUGGGAAAAAUUAGCAAUUUUUUGAACUAGCCAUAUCUGUCCGUCUAUCAGUUAAAAUCACUUCACAGACCAGAGCUUAAUGAUGGCCUAAAUCUUGAUAUAGCACCCUUUAUACCGAUCUCCUAAUAAGAAUUCCUGAGGUAAUAAAAGUUAUAUUUUUGCCCCGGUUUCAAUAAAAAACUGUGCUGAGUAUGAAUAAAGAGAUAUCCUGAUUUAACGUCUUGAGCCAAUAAAUGUGCAUUUACCACACACUUUCACCGUUACGGUGAGUAUACAUUCUGAAUAUGGACCAGAUUUGACCAUAUUUGUAUGAGCUGCCAUAUAGCCCUAUUUUCCGAUUGAAGACAUUGAACGCAUAAAAGCCGUACUUCUUACUCAGAAUUUACGAAAUUUGGAAGAGGUAUCAUGAGAGGCCACCGUAGCGCAGAGUUUGGCAUGUCCGCAUAUGACGCUGAACGCCUGGGUUCGAAUCCUGGAGGGUACAUUCGAAAAUUUUUCAGCGGCGGUUAUCCCUUCCUCAUGCUGGCGACAUUUGUGAGGUUCUUUACCAUGGAGAAACUUCUCCGCAAAGAUUGACCCGAUGGAGUUCUUCAUCGGCAAGGGCUGCAGCCUCAGCGUACAACCAACAACAACAACAAAGUCAACAUGGGGAAAACCCACGUUUUUUUCAAAUUUAAGAUUAUUUAUUUCAUUUUUAAAGUUUUUAUGUCUUCAAUUAUUAAACGGAAAAUUAAAAAAUGUUUUUAAAUCUAUGUAAAGACCAAUCGGAUCUAUCUGCCGGUUUAGAAUUUGCUUUAUAGGCACACAUGUUCUUGUUGUUGCCACAUUUGCAUGUGGAGGUUGCGAUCCUAGUCAAGCUAUUAUAGGCGAGCAAGCUCGUUCCGGUCUAUACAACAGACCGCCGCGGGCGGUCGUUUAGAGGCAGGCGCCAAUAUCUCGCCAUGUCAUAUUGACCAUUACAGGCACUAAGUAUGUAAGCAAUAGCCGAUGCCAUCCGGUCACUCAUUGAGACUCUCCGCUCAAUACCGCUGAUUGUCCGCGACUUCAGUUGCAGCUACUCCGUAUGGUGCAUUUCACUAUCCGCAACCUGUGGACGCGCCCGGUAGCUCCAGCUGUGCUUCUCGUUAUAACGAAGAACACAACACAGAUUGCAGCUCAAAAUUCCAACCUGUGUGUUGCUUAUUGUUAUUCCGUGCCGGCAGGCGGACAUGUUAACACUCUGCGCUACGGUAGCCUCCAUUGGGCAUUAACUUGUGUCGGACAGCACUCAUUGAUAUGUGAGAAGUUUACCCCUGUUCCUUAAUGGAAUUUUCAUGGGCAAAUUUGCGUUUUGAGUUUUUAGAUCACUCAGCAACACCGGGUAUGGUCCGAAUCCGGCCUAUUUAGUUCGAUUUCCAUUAAGGUGCAUUUUUUGUCGUCUUCAUAUGAACAUCUUAUUUUACAGCAUUACUUUAGUGAGGAGAUACUCAUAACAAUUUUCGCCAAAAUUCGAACCCAGGUUCAGGGUCAUAGGCGAAAAUGUAAACCUGUGCGCUCCGGUGGUCUGUCACUUUUUAAAAGACGGAGACAGACAGCACGUAUGUCACUGAUGAAAGCAAUUUUCAUUCCAACGGAGUAUAUCUAUGCCCCUUACAAAACUUGAUGUCUCAUUUCUCUGCUUGCUUCGGCUUCAAAUGCCACUCAUCUUAGUGGUGUUCAUUUGCAAACAACACCCGAUGUCCGUCGACCAAAUUGAAAAUCACAUCCACUGAACUAUUACUAAAGUGUUCGACCAUCUCUCAUUCUAUUGUAUAUGUGCGUGUGUUUCUACCUUACUUUGUUUUUAUGUGGCAUGCGAUACAGACAAUUGCUUUGGCCAAAGUGGCUUAUGAGUGGAAAAUUUUGGGUCUCAUGCUGUUCUCAGUGGUGUUCAAUUACGGACAUCGUGCCGUCGACCAAAUUGAAAAUAUCAUCAACUGAAAGAUUACUAAAACGUUCGCGCAUCUAUCUCUUACUCUAUUGUAUAUGUGAGUGUGUUUCUAGCCAACUUUGUUUUUAUGUGGCAUGCGAUACACACAACUGCUUUGGCCAAAGUGGCUUUUGAGUGCCAAGUUUUGGGUCUCAUGCAGUUCUCUGGUCUAAACCAGCUUAACUUUGACUUGGAAAUUUUUGUAACCCCUUCCCGAUUUCAUAAUGUUUUUACUAUCUCUAAAAGUCCCUUUCAGGAGAAAAACAAUUUUUAUAGUUUUUUUGCCACUGAAAAUUUUGUCAAUUAAUAAUUUUGACAAUUUUUUUUUAAUUUUAAAAAAAUUUCUUCAUUGUAACGCUGGUUUACACUGUAUCUAUCAGGAUUUUAAAAUACUAGAUAUCAAUCUUUUUUAAAAAUUGUUGUAAUGUUAAAAAUUUCUAAAUCUUCUUCUCAAUAUUUAAAAAACUUAUUAUUAUUUAUAUCACUAUCACAAAAAAAUCUAUAAUAUUUGCAAAAAACUACCUGAGUGAAACUUUGUGUUGCAUAAUCGUAUACAACUCCUAAAACAUGUUGUAAGCAAAUUAGUUAUAAACAAGAACAUUGCUUUCGGCUGCUCUGCUUUUUUACAAAUCUGCUUCAAAUUAAAGAAAUACUACGUGUUUCCUUUGUUGUUUAACAUUUUCGGUUUUGAUUUUAUUGUUUAAAAGUUGCUUAAAACUCGCAAGCGUUUUAUUUCCUAAAUUUUAAGUAUUUUUUUUCAUAUACAUUAUAACAUACAAUAUUGAUAUAUAUAAUUUGUGAUUUAUAUUUAAUUAUUUUGCUCUUUGCUAGUUUUUAAGAUAAAAUCUAAGCAAAAGGAGCAGCAAGAAAACAAGAGUUUUGUUCAGUUUUUCUGCACAAAUACUCGAAUAAUUUGUGUGUGUUUAUUAUUAUUUAAACAUUUUUUAUUAUUAUAAAUUUUAAUUUUUAAUUAUGAAAUCAUAUCAAAUGUGAAUUAUUGUUUGUUUAUUUAAUUGAAUUCUUUUUUUUUUUUAAUUAUUUCAUAAACACUCCAAAAGAAAAAUUAUUCUAAUAUUUAACCAACUACCAUCACUUGCAUUUUAUUGUAUUCUCAUUUGUUUAUCGUAAAUAGAGAAGCGAAAAGCGGGAAUUAUUAUUGAUUUUUAUUAUUGAUUGCUCUACAAAAAAAAACACAAGUUUGAGUGUUUGGAUUUUUUUUUGAAAUUAGGUUUUUAUUCUUAUUUUAUUAAUUUUGUGUACAUUUUAAGCUGUAUUAAUUAAUUUUUUUAUUA